AUGACAUUACUUUAUUUAAAUAUUAAAAACAUUAAUUUGUGUAGGAUAGAAAUAAAAGAAAAUCUUGGUAAAAGAUUUUUUUAUGUUAGGACUAAAUUUUUACUGAAACAUUUUUCAUUUUAUUUUAAACUGAUUUUAUCGCUGUCUUUACAUUACGAAAUUUAA
Molecule: messenger RNA, 165 nt
Organism: Vairimorpha ceranae
Lineage: Eukaryota; Fungi; Microsporidia; Nosematidae
Exons: 1
Coding region: 1-165 (54 amino acids)
Source: RefSeq, a predicted model, not a curated record